AUGGAUGCUUUGGGAGAGGCGCUUUCCUGCCCAGUGUGCUUGGAGCUGUUCACUCCACCAGUGCUGGUCCUAACUUGUGCUCACAACUUCUGCAAGCAAUGCCUGGAAAAGAUCCUCAUCCGCCAGAACUGCAAUCAUGUUAAUGGACAGUUCUGCUGUCCUAUGUGCAGGAAAGUCAUAUAUUUGAGGGGCAGAGGAAUAAUUGGAUUACCGAGAAAUAUUCUGGUUGAAAGUAUAUUGGAAAAAUUUAAGGAUGAACUUGAAAACAUUCGUGCCCAGGAGCAAAACCAGCUAUCCCAAAUAUGUGAAGAACACGGGGAAAAUAUGAAUUUGAUGUGUCUGACUGAUGAUGAACCAAUUUGUGCAAUCUGCAAGCUCUUUGGAAACCAUGAGCAUCACAGUGUUGCAAAAAUGUCUGAAGCUUACACAGCAAGAAAAAUGACUUUUAUUAAAGAUAUAGACUUGUUGCUUCAGAAAUCUGAAGGCACAGUACAAGCUAGGAAGGAAACAGAAAAGCUGAUCAAUGAACUCCUAUCCAGCACUACAGACACCAAAGUGAUGAUUGACACAGUUGGGAUCAGUUUACUUAAAGGGAUAAGGUGCAGAAUUGCAGAACUGAAGACAAAAUUACACAAGGACUAUUCAACAAAAUUAGAAAAACUGCACCUAGUAGAGAGUGAAACUGAAGCCCCCAGGCAACUUUAUCAACAAAUGAAGACUCUUUUGGAAGAACAUUCAAAUUCAGUACAAUUUCUUCAAGAGGAUAAAAAACUCAGGAGCAAGAUGGAAAAACUUAUAGAAGGAAGGUCAUUGUAUCAGGAUCCAUCAAAGUAUAAAAUUUCUGUGCAACGAUAUUUUGAAGAAUUGAUCAGAGGAAUCAACAUCAAGGAUUAUAUCUCUACUACAUCAGAUGAAAUGCUUGCAAAUACUAGUGACCUGUAUGAAGCACACAGGCCAGAAUGCCCUGCUUUUGCUUUUUCAGGUGAAAGUCCUGAUCAGUCUUUCUGCAAAAGAGUAUUAGGCUUAUUUGAGAAAUCAGGUAGCAAGGAGCAAGAUCUUUUCACAAAAGCAUCUUGCCCUGACUGUAGCAGUACACCAGGUACUAGCAUUGAUUCGUCAUUCAUGAAAGAUUAG
Trachemys scripta elegans is the source of this 1134-nucleotide messenger RNA. Its product is annotated as tripartite motif-containing protein 54. The record is from RefSeq and is a predicted model, not a curated record. Lineage: Eukaryota; Metazoa; Chordata; Testudines; Emydidae. The transcript has 4 exons. Gene Ontology annotation, molecular function: zinc ion binding. The coding region runs from base 1 to 1134 and encodes 377 amino acids.